CUUCAUAAAGUAUUUAAUGAAAGGAAAUAUAGGCCAACGGAUUACACCUUGAUUUAUAUCAGGCUCUAUUUUCAUUACCAGCAAGCUCCGUUUUGGGAGGGUACCUUUUAAGAGGCAAAUAUUAUAGCCUCAGAAUAAAGAGUCUUUAUCCCAAUCAUACAGAAAGGCUUUCAUCAAUAUGGGUUCAACUACGCGAGAUGACAUUUACAUCCUACCUGAAGCUACUGCUGCUUCGCUCAUCCUCACACAUCCAACCGAAGAUGAGAAACGGCGAACUUGGACGCUCAACCACAAAGAAUGGGGUGGAGCUCUUACUCUCCAGGAGUACCUCAAGCGAGAACCCUACUUAACGACCGUCCCGCUAUCUCGCGACGGGGGCAUGACUCACUGGAUCCUGACGGAUUCAUCCUGGACCGUCGAAAAUGGAGGAGAUCGCCCAGUACUCGCCUCAUGUGAAUCCAUCAGUAAGCGUGUGCUCGUCGCAUCUCCUAACGACACAACAGUCCGCGAGGGUAUAGGACAUGGCGUCGGUUCCGUUUUCACAUACCCCGAGUUCCGCGGGUAUCGCUAUGCAGGGCGCAUGUUAAACGAGCUAGGCCCCGCCCUCCGCAAGUGGCGGACAGAAAUCCACAAUGGCCAGGAUGCCAUAUGCUCAGCUCUCUGGUCUGACAUCGGAAAGGCGUACUAUGCCAAGAAAGGAUGGGCGCCGUUCCCAAGUCUACAUGCCGAAUUCUCAGUCCCGAACAACCAAACCCCGGAUAAUGACGAACAGACAAAUGGCAAGGGGAACGUGGCACCAGUUACAUACGACAACCUGGAAUCCCUCUGCGCACAAGACGAACAACUUUUACGUGAAAAGAUACUCCGCUCGGCGAAAGAAACGGGUCGCACGAGUGUUGCUUUCGCCCCUGAUCAUGAUACUCUGCGCUGGCAUCUGUUUAGGGAAGACUUCAUCGCAGCAAUCCUGUUCAAGUCGACUCCCCAACAAGCCGAUGUUAUGACCUGCAUCAAAGGCGCACUGGCCGGGUCCGAGGGCCGCCGUGUGUGGGCGCUUUGGUCGCGUAAUUAUUACGGCGGCAAGGGGUCACCCGCCGAUAACGUGGCUAAAAAUACGUUAUAUAUACUACGCCUCGUUAUCGAGCCUGAGGAGAAAGAGGAGAAAGAGGGGGAGCCGAGUGAAGAUAUACUCACGGCGUUCACGGCAGUGAUGCAAACGGCGCUACGCGAAGCUAAGACAUGGCAUUUAGGAAAAGUCGAUCUAUGGAACCCAACGCCCGUUGUCAAGCGAUUGAUUGAGCGUAGUGGAUUACAGCACGGCUGGGUCGAUAGAGAUGAGGAGAGCAUACCUAGCAUGAUGUGGUACGGCGAUGAGGAUGUGCGCGAAAUCGAAUGGGUCGUGAAUGAGAAGUAUUGUUGGUGUUAGAUUAUGAAUUUUGAUGGUAAAUUUUGGGAGACAAGAAUGGGAAAAUAGGUACAAGACGGUAGAGAGUUCUUGGGAGUGAGCAACAUGCUCGUGUAGGUAUGCUAU
Molecule: messenger RNA, 1528 nt
Organism: Hypoxylon trugodes
Lineage: Eukaryota; Fungi; Ascomycota; Sordariomycetes; Xylariales; Hypoxylaceae
Exons: 2
Coding region: 179-1423 (414 amino acids)
Source: RefSeq, a predicted model, not a curated record